Hermetia illucens (black soldier fly) is the source of this 2922-nucleotide messenger RNA. It is a transcript of the gene ZnT77C, whose product is annotated as zinc transporter 1. Gene Ontology annotation, cellular component: membrane. Gene Ontology annotation, biological process: zinc ion transmembrane transport; detoxification of zinc ion; intracellular zinc ion homeostasis. NCBI's taxonomy places the organism in Eukaryota, Metazoa, Arthropoda, Insecta, Diptera, Stratiomyidae. The record is from RefSeq and is a predicted model, not a curated record. The transcript is spliced from 5 exons. Bases 1129 to 2643 code for a protein of 504 amino acids. Gene Ontology annotation, molecular function: zinc ion transmembrane transporter activity.
CGCUCAGCAAUAUUAUAAUAAAAUCUAUCUAGUGCACAGUGAGUAGCGCUGGAUUUGAAUGGCCGGGCUGCUUCCUGAAGUACUGUAGUUAUCCAAAGUUGAACACGAGCUGCGGAGAGAUAAAAAUUCAGUGACACUGAAGCAAAAAGUCUCCGACUAGCCCGCACAGUGUGAACUAAACGUUCGAGCGGUCGACACAGGUGAACAAAACAGAUUUUCGCUACAUUAUCUGUAUUCGCGGCUUCGACCCUUGUUACUUUGAGUCCUGUCUAGAUACAAUACCUUCUGAGGAAGCACACGUUACCCAAACAACCUGUCGACCGGGAAGAUCUAUCAGGCGAGAUUGCUUGCGGUAAUGGCAGUGAAUUUUAUAGAGGGAAGGUUACUGGAGAUAUUAGAUAUCUAGUGAGGUAUCAAGUAUUUAAAUCGACCUAAAGUAUGGAUUUCAGUCAGUUAUGGAUUAUUGGUCGUUAACGUGUAUUUAGUGUACUUGACUGGUCGCGCGCUUCAGUGUGUAUUCAACGUUGGAGCCUCAGUAUCUGUUUAUGGGAAGUCGAUCGUGUUUUCAGAAUACGCAAAGGAGUAAAGAACGCGAGUUAUCGUUGAUUAUUUAAAAAUUGAAAAUUUAUCUGAUGCGCUAGCGGGUGGCUGUGGUCUUUCCCGGCAUUCUGUGAUCGCACUUGCAGCCGUACACCUAGCAUACUCGUAGUUUGUGUGAUAUACCGCCCGCGCUUUAUUCAGUGUUCUGUGGUCACUAAAAGCCAUUUCCCGUGUUUGAUGGCAAUUGUCGCAUUCACUUAGAUCGAAGUUCUUUUGAAUGAAUUGCGAAUCAUUUGUGUGUGCUUAAUUUUUUGAUUCGAGUCACCCAGUAAAUUGUCGUUAGUGGAACUCAAGCGUAUUGUUGCGAAUCUACUACCAUUUGAGACUACGAGACACUUUCAAUUUUCCACGACCGACAAUUGGAUCUACCAAAAAAUCACUAAUUUACGGAAUUUCUAUAAUUGCGCAAAAUAAGUGGAAAUCAAAAGAUAAUCCACUUAUAAGGAAAAACUAAUUCAACAAGUUUCCGAGAUUGGUUGAAAUAAGAUCCAACUUCGUCGGCUUGCAGUCGCUACUACACAUGAAAAGAUGCCAAUGAAGGAGUGGAUCUAUCAAUUACAACCUGUCCAACUUUACGUUGUACUUACGCUGUCAAUAUGUUAUUUCAUAUUGCAACUAUUUCUGAGCCAUAUCACACACGCAUUGACUCUGCUAAUUGACUCCUAUCAUAUGCUGUGUAACAUAAUUGCACUGGCCGGAUGCAUUAUAACAAUAAAGCUAGAACUUUACGAGCACAGCAAACGAAUACAAAAACUCCGAGAACGAAAGGAAACCAAAGUAUCCAAAGAAGAAUCACGUUUCGUAGAAGUAUGUCUCGACAGCAAAAUGAAUGUGUGUUCAGCAGGACAUUCCCGCGAAUCCAAACUAUACAACACAUUCGGGUGGACCCGAAUAGACAUCCUGACAAUGCUGAUUGUAUGCAUAUUUCUUGCAUCAUUAUCCUUUUCCCUACUCGUCGAGGCCUUACAAACCCUCGUUCAUAUCGAUCACCAGGACACAAUGCAUCUACCAGUGCCGGUCUUCAUUCUGGGAGCUGUGGGCUUAGUGCUUAAUGGGCUGUGCUAUCUUCUGAUUGGCGGUUACACAAUGCAUCAAGGAAGCUUUUUCCAUGUUACCUCAAGUGGGGAUGUAGUCCUGGACAAUAUAUCAUCUGGGGAUGAUCUGAAAACGGGUUCUACGGGACUAACGAAAAUGAAAAAUGAUAUUAGGCAUAUUCCGGAAAAUGUUACCGAGCCUCAUUUUGAAUCAGGACAACGACAAGGACUAUAUGAAAUUUUCCGAGAUGUUUGCAGUACACUUUUUGUGAUGGUUUGUGCAGCAAUAAUCUACUUUUCGGAUAAUGAACAAAUUACGAAGUUUAUUGAUCCAAUCAUAUCGAUAAUAUCGUGUUUAUUUCUGCUGUUUAUGAGUUAUCCGUACAUGAGAGAAUCCUGUCUCAUCCUUCUCCAAACAAUUCCGGCAUCAAUCGACAUUGAACAAUUUAAAACAACUUUACUGGCCAAAUUCAAGGAAAUCGUUAGCGUGCAUGAUUUACACAUAUGGCAACUAACAGCCAGCAAGUAUGUGUCCACCGUUCACAUCAUAUUCCAUGAUCCUCUAAUCUACGCACAAAUCAUCGAGGAAGUGAAAACUUUCUUCCACGAACAAGGAAUCACAAACGUUACAAUUCAACCCGAAUUCAAAGAUACCAAUUUGGCCCCAGCUGUACGGGAUUGUUACCUACCCUGCACUGAUAUCGCGUGUGCUGAGAAGCAUUGCUGCCUACGUCCCGCAAAGCCAACCCAGAUUAUAGUUCAAAAGGAUAACCAAAAGUCGCCAGAAAAGAAGAAUACUAACCAAAGCAAUGGAACCAAUUUGGAGAAAUCCAAAUCGGCUAUGGAUAUUAAUUCGGAAAAAAUGCCUAAACCAAUAGGCAUCAAUGGCACGCAUAAUACGACUAGUGAUCCACAGCUUUCUAAAACCAAUGAAGAUCUUACUACAGAUACGAACCUGAAUAAUGAGACGAAGACUGAAGUUGAAAACGAAAAAAAAGACUCUAAGUAGUUUCAAGAUUCAAAUUCCUAUUCUUGCGAUUAAGUAGGAAUAUAGAGAUACGUGACCCGCGUCUUUGUUUUAAUUUGUUUGUAAAUUUACUACAAAUUUUUGAUAACAAUAAUUUUCAUUCAAAUAUGUAAACACAUGUAAUCUCUUGCCAUAUUGUAUGUAUGUACGAGUAUGUUGAAUUUAACGUUCAUAAGUGAUGUGCAUCCAACCAAAUGAAUUUAGUAAAUAGAUUUAGUCUAACGUUCAUUGUGAUAAAAUGAAUAGAAAUAAAGUAUAGAG